Molecule: messenger RNA, 2301 nt
Organism: Marchantia polymorpha subsp. ruderalis
Lineage: Eukaryota; Viridiplantae; Streptophyta; Marchantiopsida; Marchantiales; Marchantiaceae
Source: the annotation of a GenBank genome assembly
AUGUGUCCAGAAUUGCCGUCCGGUUGAAUUGUGUUGGGUUCUGUUCUAUCGAUCUGAGUCUAAACUGCUCGGAUUUUCGGUAGAGUAUUGUGGAGAACCAUCAUGUGGUACGCCGAGCCUAAAAAAUAUGCGUUUCUGCCUUCCGUGGCUCUAUUAUACGGUUGUCCAAUUUCCUGCCGUUAUUUGGUUCCUUAAGAUUCUUGUAAUUUGUUGGAGAAAAUGAAGUGGGGAUUGCUCGAGCUGUGUUUGUAUUUCCCGAGUAGUAGUGAGAUAUGCACCGAUGAGACCAGCCUUCAAUCGGCUCGCCUUUCCAGAGGCCAUCUGUAGCGCCUCAAGGUUCUCGUUCCCUAUCUUCAUCCGAAGAACCAAUUCUCUCAACCGGUUUGCCAUUGCAGUCUUUGUUGCUUCAGAAUCUUCAAAACAGGCCCCACCAAAAGAAAUGGUGCAAACGACAACGAGUUUCUGAGUUUUCCGUUCAACAGGUUUCGAAAUGGCGUUGUACCAACGAGAACUCGAUCGUAGUUGGAGUCCUCCAAUUGGUCGGAGGAGGUAUACCAAGUCUGGUUUUGGAACUCAGAUUAUAUCUCACAGAGUCAGUUCGCCAGCAUUUGGAUUUGGAAGCUCUGCUCGCAGUGAUGCAGAGAAGAUGUACAUCAAUGCGGAACUGGCCAAACAGCAAGUCGAUAAGUGCAGUCCUGGUCCACAAUACGAUGCUCUGUCAUCUUUUGGGAAACAGCCGAAAUCUAUUAACGAGAAUCCUCCUGAAAUCCACUUCCCUGUUGGUUCAAGGUGGUUCCGGAGGAGAAGAGAAGAGGAGCCUCCUGGACCUGGAACUUACAACAGGAAAUCGGGCUUUUUAACACAGUUUGCUCCAUCGAGACAAAGGUCACCUGAAGGUGCAUUGUUCGGGACUUCAACAAGGAAGCAGAGAGAUGAGGUUUACCUAAGCGUUGAGUUCGAUAAGGCGAAAUAUGGGACCCUUUCACCAGGUCCGUCCGCAUAUGGUGCAAGAUCCACAUUUGGUCCACAAUGCUCAUCGCCAAACAGGACGGCUCCGCUUGUCGGUUUUAUACAUGACAAGCGAUUCAAGUAUCAUCUCAUGGGCAGGCCAGGAGAGACGACUGGACCAGGUCAAUACGAUCAGAAAGGUUCUAUAGGAAAGCAGAAUGAAGCAUAUAAGGACACUUUGCCGGCCUUCUCAUUUGGAAACUGUACGCGAGAUAAUGCGAAUAAAGUAUUUAUAUCCAUGGAGCACGACAAAAUCAACUAUGGUAUCCAAUCACCGGGGCCAGCUGUCAUUAAGCUGAAAGGAUGCAUGGGCAAGCAGCCCAGCUCGAGGAACAGGAAUCCUGCAUUUGUUCGUUUUGGUAAAGGCUUACGAUGGCAAUUUUCAGCCAAUGAUGCUCCUGGGCCAGGCUCUUACGAUUGCUAGGGUCCUGGCAGAUGAUCCUGCACAGCUCUUCAUGGUGCAAUCGUUCCAUAUUAUCAACCUCCCAGCUUCUCUACUUCAUGCCAAUUACAAUUGGGGGCAAUGCUGUAAGGCGGAGCGAAUUCAGAAAGAUUGCCUAAGUUCGGACUGUUCUCUGCAACUCGAGAACAUGAAGUUGGAAUCGCUAGUCCUAUUCCUAUCUGCAGAUUUUCCUCUCAGGGAAGCAGAGUUCUGUCGUACACAAAUUUUGCAGUGGAACGUUGUCGGACACAACGGAAAUGGAGGUGCGCUUGAACACUAUGCUGCUAAUCUCAAAGCUUCCAGACCAUGCAUCGACACGCCCAGCAGUCGUCCGAGCUCUAAAAAAUACGACCAUAGGGUGGAGAGGUUCGGAUUCAACGUCAUUGCGUUCAGUUCUGUAAGCAUUCAGGGUCUAGUGUAGUCUAGCCGUAGUGAAUGUGGUCGUCAAGGAUGUCGGACGACUGGCAUUGUAUGUACUAAGUUUCAGGAAUGUGAGGUGUAACCGCUGUGGAGGUGUAACCUUCUCUCUCCAACUCCAUCUUUUACCAUCGGAAACGAAGAAGGUUAUCCGAGAGCUGAUGUCGAACCGAUAAAGUCAGAUAAUUUUUUGCCCCUUAUUAAAGGUCUGACAGGGAAUCCCAUACUCUCAAAACACGUCUUACAGAAGACGGUGAGGUUAGUAUUCCAGGGGACGACCAGAUCGAGCGUACCGAGUGGGCAAAGAAUGUACAUAGUACAGCACAACUUUUACCUUCCACAGUGGUUCUAUCUCCGUCCAUGAUGUAUCACUCAUUGAGUUCAUCUGAAAUCGACCAUCAAGUCUCAAAAUCAGUAAAAAGAGGAAUCUGCAC